Messenger RNA from Paramecium pentaurelia, 3339 nucleotides. The record is from the annotation of a GenBank genome assembly. NCBI's taxonomy places the organism in Eukaryota, Ciliophora, Oligohymenophorea, Peniculida, Parameciidae.
AUGAGUGAUUAAUCUUAUAAGUUAGUUCCAGAUCAAAAUAUAGCAUUGGUGUUUGACCAAGCUGUAUAUAUCUUUGUUUUAUAUUUAGCUUAAUGCCAAUGAUGAUUACAUAAGGUUAUAAAAAAUAUCAGAAGGCAUAAAAUAUAUAACUUAAAAUUUACCCUAAGCUAAAACAUUUGCAAAUCCAAAACUAAUGUUUUAAUGUAAAUAAAUUUAAAUAAUUCUAUAGUAAUGUGUUUGUAUCCCUUUUAAAAAUCUAAUAUAGAAUCUUUGAUAUCAGCAUUCUUUGAAUAUUUUUAGGAUUUUCGUUUCAUAAGUAGCUUCUUUGAGUCAGCUUCAAAUAUUUCUAUGCUUCAAGAAACAAGUACUUAAACAUUAAAAUAAAGAAUUACUAUGUUAUCACGGUUUAAUAUUAAUAAUAUUUUUUAAAGUAAAACAAAAGAUAAUAAUGAUGGAUAAUAAUUCAGCUAAGCUGUCAAUUAGGAAAUAGUUACAAUAAAAUUGUUUACUGUCAAUUACUUAAAGAAAUUUUUUGAAUUAGCUAAUAAAUUAUAAUUAGACUUUUAACUUUAUUGUCUGAUGUUUAAGAAUUAUAUUCAAAAUUCGACUAAUUAAAAAUUAUUUGAAAAUGUGAUGGAUUGUUAUUAAGAUCUAAGAUUUACAAUAUUUGCUAAAUGUGAUUGGAUUAAUUAAUUUAGUGAAGAAAUUAUUAUUUGUAAUUAUAUUUAGUUUUAUAAAUUUAGUUUUUAAUAAUACUCCAAAAUUAUUUCCAUCUUACACUAAAUAUCAAACAAUUGUAAUUGAAGAAGAUUCUGAUUCAGAAAUAGUUAGUUAAACAUAAAUUAUAAUACCAUAACAAUAAAAUAGAAGAAGAUCUUAUAUUUCAACUGAAUAAGAUCCUAGUUUAUAUUUAUAAAAUUUAUGUUGUAAAUAAGAUCCAAAUUAACCACUCUAACAUCAUUCAGCUUUGGAAGAAGUUGAAAAUUUAGAUAUUUUAAUUUAAUUUGUCUUAGAUCCAGUUUAAAUUUCAAUAGCUUCUCUUUGGGUAAAUUAUAUUUAGAUCAGUAUAGGUUGAAAAUUAUCCAAAAUUGCCAGAAAUAAUAGAUAAUGAUAAAAAUAUCUAUAAAUAAAAAUCAAAAUAUAUUUUGAAUUAAUAUCAAGUACUUAGAUCUUUUAAAACCUUAUAAAUAUUAACUAACAUUGAGAACUUUAAAAAUUUAUUGGGUUAACAUUCAUAAAUAUUUGCAAAAAUAUGUAUAUUAAUAAUUAACAAUUAGUUUCCUUUAUUAAUAUUAAUUUAUAUGAUGAAACAAAAAACAUUAAUUUACAUCAUCUAGCAAUAUUGAUAAAAUUUCUAAUCAAUUUUUAACCUAAGUUUUGUAUUAAAUAACUUAUUGAAUAAAAAAUAUUUCCUAAACUUUUAGAAAUGUCAUAUAAUCCUUCAAUAAAUUAAUUAUUAAUAGAUAUUAUUAAUUUUAAUGAAGACAUUAUUUAAUUAGGAAUCUAGUAUUUAGAAUAAUUAUGGUCCUACCUACAUUAAUUUUAUUUUUUGUAAUUACUUUCUAAUUAUUCAUUUGAUGGAUAAAUAAGUUCAGAUAUUCACCCUCCUGAUUAAGCAGUAAUAUUAAUUCCUAUGAAAGGCAUACAAUGAGAUUUUUUAAGUUAUUAAAGCAUAAUCUAUAUUUGAUCCACAGAGACUAUAAUAAUAGUUAUUGAAAUAAGAAACUUAAAAUAUUUAGGAAUUGACUACAAUUCAAUCUAAAAAUGAUUAUGAUAAUUUAGAAGUAUUUUAAAAUGAAAAAUAAGAACAUCUAAAAAGAGCACGUGAUGAUUUAUUAAGAAGAUAAUCUUCUAUAUUAAUAAGUUAAAAUAGUAGCAAAGUUAACUAAAACUAAAAAGGGAGAUAGUGUAAUAUUGACUUAUCAAAAAUUUAAUCAAAUACUUCAUUAUAAGAUGUAGAUGGUAAAUUAAUUUAAUAUAGUUAAAAUAUUGAUAAUUAAUUAAAUUCUGGAAACACUAAAACUUCUCCUUUGAUUAGACUAAGAAAUAAAACAUCAUAACAUGGAAGCAAAUCUAGAAUCAAAUCAGAACAAGAUAUAGAUUUACAUUCAAAUGAUGGUUUCUCAAGUAGUAAAUUGAUUUAAAUCUAUCCUACAACAAAGUCAGUGAUAUUUUUAUCAGAUUUUGAAAAAGAAAAAUUAUCUUUUAAUAAAAAUAUUAUCUCAGAAAAUCAUUUAAGAACUUUAAUUCUUUUAUUUAAUUAAUUAAUUGAUUUUGCAGAAAAAUAAUAAGAUAUAUAAUAAAAAUUAACUCAAACUUAAAUUUUUAAUAUUGAUUAAUUUACAAAAUCAAUAAUGACUGAAAAGAAUAUUUACUCAUUAUUUAAAGUAUUUUUGUAUUCAAUUUUGGAAAUUCCUCAUAAUCCAACAUCAUUGUCUGUUGAAUGUGGAAUUUUAUUAAAUAAUCUUUACAUUAAAAUUAAAAUUAUCUAAAUCUUUGAAAAUUACAAGGAAUUGUUGAAAAACUAAUUUUAAUUAAUUAUUGAUUAUUUAGUUAAAUGCAUUGUUUAAUUAAAUUCAAUUAGAUCAAAAUUAGAUUCAACAUCUUUUGCCUUUAAAUAAUAUAUAUUAGUUUCCAUAAUGACAAAUGGAUUACUAUUAUAUGAUAGAUAAAAUUAUAUGGUCAAAAUAGAUAAAAAUUAAAAAAGCGUAUUCAGAAACUUAACAGAUACUAUGUUACAUAUAAUUAUCAUAUGGUUUUCUGAUAGUUAAUAGAACACAAUAUAUUAAUAGGUUUUUACUAAAUUCAUUACUAUAUUUUUUGCAGGUGCUCCUAUACCAUACUUAUCUAAUAUUAUCUUUAAAUUAGGUUUAGUAAGUACCUUAUAUAAUGCAUAUACAAAAUUUUAUUAAAAUGAAAUGAGGGAUACAUCUUAUGUUGAAGGCAUUUUUUUUUAUAUUCUAUUAAUAAAUUAUAUUAUAAGAAAUGCGAUAAAAGUGAGAAAUUUAAGUGAAUUAUAAAGUGCUCUAAUUAUAUUAGAUUCAUGGUAAUAACUUGAAUAAGCUCAACCUUUUGAAAAUACAAUGGCUAUGAGAUAUGCAGAUUAAUUGAUUAAUUUAGAAUAUGGAAAAUAAGUUGAUAAAGUAUUUGUUAAAAAAAAUGAAGAAAAGAAUAACAAAUAGAUCAAAACAAAAAGUUAAAUAAAUCAAAAAGUUAAUCCGCUUAUAUCCUAACAAAAGUAUACUUGAAUCAUGUAAUUUUAGAAAAAUAAGUGAAUCUAAUACUAAUUCUAUAGUUUAAAUGUCAAGGGCAGAAUAAUCAUAAAAGAAACUAAUAUGA